ACACACAGAGUGAUGCAAAUACCUAUCUGAGCCUCUUAGUUAUUUUCUCUCAAGGACUGGAGUCAGGCACACAGGAUAAAGACAGGAACUGACGGAGCAGAUCUUUUAAGGAAGAAGACAGAUUCUGUUCUGUCAGGUUCCUUUGAGUGUAUGUAAGAGCAAGUCAAAGCAGAGAGAGAGGAGAGAGGAAAAGCCAGAGGGAGAGAGGGGGAGAGGGGAUCUGUUGCAGGCAGGGGAAGGCGUGACCUGAAUGGAGAAUGCCAGCCAAUUCCAGAGACACACAGGGACCUCAGAACAAAGAUAAGGCAUCGCUGACACCACACCGGGGACGAGCUCACAGACAAGUCGGGCCAGGAGGACCAAGACCAGGCGGCCAGGAGCACCCUAGGCAGAAAAAUGAGGUGGCUGCUUCUCUAUCAUGCUCUGUGCUUCUCCCUGUCAAAGGCUUCAGCCCACACUGUGGAGCUCAACGAUAUGUUUGGCCAGAUCCAGUCACCUGGUUAUCCAGACUCCUAUCCGAGUGAUUCAGAGGUGACUUGGAAUAUCACUGUCCCAGACGGGUUUCGGAUCAAGCUUUACUUCAUGCACUUCAACUUGGAAUCCUCCUACCUUUGUGAAUAUGACUAUGUGAAGGUAGAAACUGAAGACCAGGUGCUGGCAACCUUCUGUGGCAGGGAGACCACAGACACAGAACAGACCCCUGGCCAGGAGGUGGUCCUCUCUCCUGGCUCCUUCAUGUCCAUCACUUUCCGGUCAGAUUUCUCCAAUGAGGAGCGAUUCACGGGCUUUGAUGCCCACUACAUGGCUGUGGAUGUGGACGAGUGCAAGGAGAGGGAAGAUGAGGAGCUGUCCUGUGACCACUACUGCCACAACUACAUCGGCGGCUACUACUGUUCCUGCCGCUUUGGCUACAUCCUCCACACAGACAACAGGACCUGCCGAGUGGAGUGCAGCGACAACCUCUUUACCCAGAGGACCGGAGUGAUCACCAGCCCCGACUUCCCAAACCCUUACCCCAAGAGUUCAGAGUGCUUCUACACCAUAGAGCUGGAAGAGGGUUUCAUGGUCAGCUUGCAGUUUGAGGACAUUUUUGACAUUGAGGACCAUCCUGAGGUGUCCUGCCCCUAUGACUACAUCAAGAUUAAAGUCGGUUCAAAAGUUUUGGGGCCCUUUUGUGGAGAGAAAGCCCCGGAACCCAUCAGUACCCAGAGCCACAGUGUCCAGAUCCUAUUCCGAAGCGACAACUCGGGGGAGAACCGGGGCUGGAGGCUCUCGUACAGGGCUGCAGGAAACGAGUGCCCAGAGCUACGGCCUCCUGUUCAUGGGAAAAUCGAACCCUUGCAAGCCAAGUAUUCCUUCAAAGACCAAGUGCUCGUCAGCUGUGACACAGGCUACAAAGUGCUGAAGGAUAAUGUGGAGAUGGACACAUUCCAGAUCGAGUGUUUGAAGGAUGGGACAUGGAGUAACAAGAUUCCCACCUGUAAAAUUGUAGACUGUGGAGCCCCAGCAGAGCUGGAACACGGGCUGGUCACCUUCUCCACAAGGAACAACCUCACCACGUACAAAUCUGAGAUCAGAUACUCCUGCCAGCAACCCUAUUACAAGAUGCUUCACAACAUCACGGGUACAUAUGCCUGUUCUGCCCAAGGAGUCUGGAUGAACGAAGCACUGGAGAGAAGCCUGCCUACCUGCCUUCCAGUGUGUGGUCAGCCCUCCCGCUCCCUGCCAAACCUUGUCAAGCGGAUCAUCGGGGGCCGGAAUGCUGAUCCUGGCCUCUUCCCGUGGCAAGCCCUGAUAGUGGUGGAGGACACCUCAAGGGUACCCAAUGACAAGUGGUUUGGGAGUGGGGCCCUGCUCUCCGAGUCCUGGAUACUCACAGCAGCUCAUGUGUUGUGCUCUCAGCGUAGAGACAACACGGUAAUACCAGUCUCCAAGGAGCAUGUCACCGUCUACCUAGGACUGCACGACGUAAGGGACAAAUCAGGGGCAGUCAACAGCUCAGCUGCCCGUGUGGUGCUCCACCCAGAUUUCAACAUUCAGAGCUACAACCAUGACAUAGCUCUGGUGCAGCUGCAGGAGCCUGUGCCCCUGGGGCCCCACGUCAUGCCUAUCUGUCUGCCAAGGCUGGAACCUGAAGGCCCGGCUCCUCACAUGCUGGGCCUGGUGGCCGGCUGGGGCAUCUCCAAUCCCAACGUGACGGUGGAUGAGAUCAUCAGCAGUGGCACACGAACCUUAUCAGAUGUCCUACAGUAUGUCAAGUUGCCUGUGGUGCCACACGCUGAGUGCAAAACCAGCUACGAGUCCCGCUCGGGCAACUACAGUGUCACGGAGAACAUGUUCUGUGCCGGCUACUACGAGGGCGGCAAGGACACCUGCCUUGGAGAUAGUGGGGGGGCCUUUGUCAUCCUUGAUGACUCGAGCCAGCGCUGGGUGGCUCAAGGCCUGGUGUCCUGGGGGGGACCUGAAGAGUGUGGCAGCAAGCAGGUCUAUGGGGUCUACACUAAGGUCUCCAACUAUGUUGACUGGGUGUGGGAGCAGAUGGGCUCUCCACAAAGUCUGGGGGAGCUCCAGGUAGAGCGGUGAGCUCACUUACAUCCUCAGGGUCUGCCUACCCUGCCCCAGCCUGAGUGAGGCUACAACACACACUUCCGACAGCACACUCCACAUUACCUACCAGACCAAAUGGGAUGGAGCACGCUGACCUAGUGGGGUGCCCAUCCUCCUGAGACAGCCCCCGGGACCCUGAGAGAUAGCAGUGGGGGAUAGGGAAAAGGCUCUGGCAAGAGACCUGGGUCCCUGAGCUUGUCCAAGGCCCUUCCCCUCUCUGGGCCUCCCUCUCCCCAGCAAUAUGAUGAGGGAACUGGAGCAAGGCCUCUGGGCCAAUCCCGGCACUCCUCUCCAGGCCGAGCUGAGUGGCCCAGUGGCCUUUCUUCACUCCUGACUACUUGUCACACCUAUUGAUUGGUUCCACUACUGGUGCAACUGAGCUUGGACUUGAUCAUUAGAAAAUGAUUUCUUAACAGUGAACUCAACUCUGCAUCUAUAUAUUUUCCUAGUUUCUCCCUUUGGGACUAGACCAAGUCUAGGUAGAUCCCCCUAGGAGAAAACCAUGCAGUUUUGGGAGCUGGCUCAUAGCCUGGAGGCCCCUCCCUCCUAGUGUGGUGCCUUGGAGCACUUUCAUUCCUGGAGGUUUGCUCUCAAAAGCUUCUUGCAGUCAAAGACUUAUCCCUGUGUUCCUCCUUAAAGGAAUUUCAAAGGACAAAGAGAAAGUUGUGAGGGUUUGUGGUGAUGAGUAGAAGAAGAAUAGCAGCAGGAGCUUCCCCACGUCUUAAAUUCCUACUGUAGACUCAGAACACAUUUGGGUCCAUAUGCCACCCUAGAAUACCAGCUGACACCAUGGGGUGUCCACACUUGCUGCUUCCAGACAAGCACAAAGCAAACUUUCAGCCUCAAAAUGUAUCAUCUAAAUGAUACCUGAGCCCCAGCGCCACAUGUGGAGACUUGGCCAGUUACUUGGAAAAAGAAAAGAGCCGCUCUGUGUCCUCUGUGCUUUGGAGCAGGAAAACGGAAGAAAGGGUGGGCUCAGGACAGUAGGAGUUGUCCAAAUCCUGCCAUGCUGCCCAGCAUCCCUGGGGCCUGAGCCGGGCUAAGAACCCACCUAGUAGGAUAUUCAGAGGGAUCCAUUCCUUCAGCUUUUAGGGGCCAGAGAUCAAGGGAAGCAGUCUCACUUGUGACAGGCAGGAAAAGAGAUGGAAUGCCAAGAAUCCUGGGUUCUAGACCCAGCUCUUCCCCCAACUAGCUGUAUAACCUUUGACAGAUAGUUUUCCUUGCCUGAGCCCCAGUUUCCCCAAUGGUAAAAAGAAGGCAUAAAAUGCCCCUCAAGGUCCUUCUAAUUGUAGCACUCAGAGCUUCCCUGAGAGCCCCUAGCCUUUCUGGCCUCUCAGGGCUGGUUGUCCUCCUUUCUCCCUGGGGCCCGCUCUCCUGGGCAUCUUCAUCAGACAAAGACACCAGAGAAGCCCCGAGAGGGAUUCCAAGAGAACAAUUGGAAAGUGUCCACUUUUUCAAUUGGUUCAUCAAAGCACACUCCUGUGUUUAUAAAUGGCAUAUGUAGAAGAGGCUAUAUUUUGUAUUUUUUUAUAUCACUUGCUUCACUGCUUUGUAAGGGGUCUGCACUGUUUCUCUUGUCAGGGGUCUAAAGUGGAAAUAAACCCUCUGCAGAUAACCAA
Molecule: messenger RNA, 4226 nt
Organism: Carlito syrichta (Philippine tarsier)
Lineage: Eukaryota; Metazoa; Chordata; Mammalia; Primates; Tarsiidae
Gene: MASP1
Product: mannan binding lectin serine peptidase 1
Exons: 11
Coding region: 397-2583 (728 amino acids)
Biological process (GO): zymogen activation; complement activation
Cellular component (GO): blood microparticle; extracellular region
Molecular function (GO): serine-type endopeptidase activity; calcium ion binding
Source: RefSeq, a predicted model, not a curated record